GAAGCGAAAUCAAGACUCGCUGUAAAAGUGCAAUUUUGCCACUUGUUGAAAAUGGUUUGUUACAUAUUCACAACUAGGGGCAGAGUUGUUCAGAUUUCAUUAUUGAAUGUUUUGCGAAAAUUAUAUGGCAAGACAGUCAAGAAAGUUGCCCUGAAUUCGACUAUUCUAAAAAAAGAGUGGGCGGUGUAUGGAAAUCGUGGAUUUGGAAAGGGGAGAACAGGCGGCCACUGUGAGUGAGCUCAGACGGGGUUCUCUCUUGGGAUGGGAAGCCAAUUAAAUUCAGUCCUGUUACCGCCUUUACCUUAGAAGAGAAAGAAAAACUAUUCGGAUUGCAAAGCUAAUAAGAAGAAAGGGGAAACAUAUAUCAUUGUUUAUUGUAGUGUAAAUGACACGGCACUGUCUUUUUUUCUGAAAAAGUGAAGUUAAAGUGGCGAUCAAGCUGGAAUUUGUACGAAGGGAUUUAUUGACUAUAGUCAGGGCUUUUGUAACUCCACCAUCUUGGGACGGGACGGUACUGCGUCACCAUGGCAGACCCAGACAGUGCAAACGGCCCAGCUGAGAAUGACAUUUCCUUCCCGCUGUCCUCACUUGCCAACCUGUUUGAGGGCGAGGAGGUCUCUCCAGCCCCAGAUCCCCCUCGGACAGGUGACAACCGGCAGAACCUACGUAUGAAGUUCCACGGCGCCUUCAAAAAGGGCGUCUCAAACCCUAUGGAUGAUUCAUCCUUGGGGCCUGGCCCCAAGAAGGCACCAAUGGACACACUGUACGAUUACGGCACUUACCACCAGCCCAACAAACAGAAACGGUACCGGAUGAAGCUCCCUCGGGGAAAGACAGAGACUGAGAGCAUUGAUAACACCAAGUCAGCUCCAGAUCCCCCCAAAGUUCUGAAGGUGUUCAACCGGGCCAUUCUGUUCGAUGCUGUGUCCCGAGCGGAUUGUGAGGCCCUUGAUGGUUUGCUGCAGUACUUGCAGAGCCAUGACAAAAGGCUCACAGACGAGGAAUUCAAAGGUGAGGUUUGGGACAGAUGCCAGACAGCACUGCACAUCGCCAUCGAGAGGCGCUGCAAGCAGUAUGUGGACCUACUAGUGGCGAAAGGGGCAGAUGUCCACGCCCAAGCCAGGGGGCGGUUCUUCCAGCCCAGGGACGAGGGUGGCUAUUUCUACUUUGGUGAGCUGCCGCUGUCCCUGGCCGCCUGCACCAACCAGCCAGAGAUGGUACACUAUCUUACGGAGAACCCGCACAAGAAGGCGGACCUGCGGCGGCAGGACUCACGGGGGAACACGGUGCUGCACGCGCUGGUUCACAUCGCCGACAACACGCGGGACAACACGCGCUUCCUCACCAAGAUGUAUGACCGGCUGUUGGUCAAGACUGUCAAGCUGCAUCCGGACUGCCAUAUGGAGAGGGUGCCCAACAACGACGGCAUGUCACCACUCAUGAUGGCUGCCAAGUUGGGCAAAAUCGGGGUGUUUCAGCACAUCAUCCGCAGAGAGAUCAAGGAUGAAGACGCCCGGCACCUUUCACGCAAGUUCAAGGACUGGGCCUAUGGCCCAGUGUACUCCUCCCUGUAUGACCUCUCCUCCCUGGACACGUGUGGCGAGGAUGUGUCCGUGCUGGAGAUCCUGGUCUACAACAGUCGCAUCGAGAACCGACACGAGAUGCUAGCAGUGGAGCCCAUUAAUGAGCUGCUGAGAGCAAAGUGGCAGAAGUUUGGCGCUGUCACCUUCUACAUCAGUGUGGUGUCCUACUUGGUGACCAUGAUCAUCUUCACCCUGAUAGCCUACUACCGCCCUUCUGGGGAAAAGCCUCCAUACCCCUACACCACCUCCACCGACUACUUGCGGCUGGCUGGAGAGAUUGUGACCUUGGGCUCAGGCGUGUUCUUCUUCUUGUCCAACGUUAAGGACCUCUUUCUGAAGAAAUGCCCAGGGGUUAACUCCUUAUUUAUUGAUGGCUCCUUUCAGCUGCUCUACUUCAUUUACUCUGUGCUGAUCCUGGUCUCGGCGGCCCUGUACCUGGCUGGUGUGGAGGCCUACAUCACUGUGAUGGUCUUUGCCCUGGCACUCGGAUGGAUGAAUACCCUCUACUUCACCAGGGGCUUUAAGCUUACCGGGACAUACAGCAUCAUGAUACAGAAGAUUCUGUUUAAGGAUCUCUUCAGAUUCCUGCUGGUCUAUGUACUCUUCAUGAUCGGAUAUGCGUCAGCUCUGGUGUCUCUCCUGACAUCGUGCCCGCCCUCUCAAUCCGAGUGCCUGGACGACAGCUGCUCCAAGGUGAAGUGCCGUGAUAACACCACGUUCAGCACCUUCCUGCUGGACCUCUUUAAGCUGACCAUUGGCAUGGGUGAUCUCGACAUAAUUCAAAAUGCGGACUACCCGGCCGUCUUCCUCAUCCUGCUGGUCACUUAUAUCAUCCUGACCUUCGUGCUGCUGCUUAACAUGCUGAUCGCUCUCAUGGGGGAGACUGUGAGCCAAGUGUCCAAGGAGAGCAAGAAGAUCUGGAAGGUGCAGUGGACCACCACCAUCUUGGAUAUCGAGCGCGCCUUCCCAGUGUGUCUGCGGAAGACCUUCCGGGUCGGGGAGAUGGUGACUGUGGGCAAGAACCACGACGGGACACCAGACCGAAGGUGGUGCUUCAGGGUCGAUGAGGUCAACUGGUCCAGCUGGAACCAGAACCUGGCAAUCAUCAAUGAGGACCCUGGAAAAAAUGAAACUUACCAGUCUGACAGGAUGCAGCAGACAGUCCGGGGUUUGAGGAGAGAUCGCUGGUCCACAGUGGUUCCGCGAGUCAUGGAACUGAACAAGGGCACACAGCAGAACGAUUUGGUGCUUGAGAUGGAACCCCUUCACCCAACUACCAAGAACAGACACAGUCAUGAGAGCCACAGCUGAGCUCUCAGAUAUGGGGGGUCGAUGCAGAGAGAUGGACCUGAAUCUCCUGAGGGUCACCGGAAACAACCUACCAGAUCACUGCCAAACAUCCAUCCAUCUGUCCAUUUACAAUAAUCGCUCACUCAGGAACAAUGAUGUCAGUGUACAUGUUCAUCAUCGAAACACUAAAUCUACCCUCCAGAAGUGAUUAGUGCUCCACCUUCAGCCUGGUGUCAGCACAGAAAUGCACAAGAAGGUGCUGCAGACAGGAUGCAUGGUCAAAGUCAGACCGUAACAAGCUGAUUGUCCACAGGAACCUCGUCUGUCACAAACAUAUCGAGAUGUCUGUUUUGUAAACUCAGGGAUUUUCAGAAAGGGACAUCUUAAGCCAAAAGACAACCCAUAAAAUCUUUCCAGGUUUUUAUAUGCAGUUUGCUAUUUGGUAUCUGACACAAAUGUUGAUAAUGAUCGUGUUGGUAGAGAGCUGGUUUUCAGCCAGGUUUGUGUAGUGUCUGAAACCGGGGCACACCUCUGAACCCACAAAGCAGAGAUGAUUCAUCUGAGACCUGAAGGUAGACAUCUGCUCGCCACACAACCCAGCAAUGGCAGUACAGACAGUUUAUAGCCUCUCAUUCUCAGUGUGACAUAAUCACGAGUUCAUAUGUAAUUGAUCUGUCAAGGAAUAUUCAACUGACUUAGCUCAGCCUCCGUGUCCCUGUUUUACUGUUAUUAAAUGCUUAAUCUUUUUACUUCAGUUUGUGGAAAUUUGAAGUUUAUACUGUAAAAAAAUAUUGGACUUGGACAGACUUGGCUCUAUUCAGGUUGAAAUUGAUUUAAAAGUAUAAUAAGGAAAUGAAUUUUUAACCUCCAGAGCUACCUAAAAUGGAUUCCUCUCAUGUCCUGUUUUGGGUCAUCUAAAAUACAUUGCCAGAUAAAGACUUGUCAAUUAUUAUGUAAACAAAUGCAUGUUUAGUGGCCUAUGAAAUGUAGAAAAAUAUAAACAUAUUGCUCUGCAAAGAAAUAUAUUCAAAUAACCCACAGUUGUAGGAAGCAGUGUUUUUCAAGAUAUUUUAAACGUACAUGUCAUUUUUAUUUCAUAAUCAGAUUAUGUCUGAAUUUGUUUUGCUACAAUAUUGCCUGCUGAUCUAGUGAUGGUAUUUACUAGACCAAGUAGCCAAGACUGUUUGCUGUACACUUUGUGUUUGACACAGCAUCCAUUUCAUCUCCUUGUACUAGACAAAAUAUGCAAAAGUCUUCUGGUCAUUUAUUCCGUUACUUGUUUAUGAUGGAGUGAUGGCUCUGAUGCUAGGGAUCUGUGCCAGCAACUGGAAGGUUGCUGGUUCGAAUCCCGUAAAUGCCCAGAGUGAUUCUACUCCAUUGGGCCCUUGAGGGCCUUUAACCUGCAAUUGCUUUGUCCCGGGUUUAAUG
Paramormyrops kingsleyae is the source of this 4301-nucleotide messenger RNA. The record is from RefSeq and is a predicted model, not a curated record. Lineage: Eukaryota; Metazoa; Chordata; Actinopteri; Osteoglossiformes; Mormyridae.